UUUGACAACUGCGAUUGGGUGUUUACAAGAAACUUCUUUCACAACUUUUGAUAAAUUCCUUUGAUCUUCUGUAUUGGUGCCUUCUAAAUUUUUGGAUAUAAUAGAAGGAUUUACACCGCAUUAUCUAAACCACAUAUAUUCCAAGCAUGUUGUUAUGUGACUCUUGCGUAAAUUCCACUUAACUGCGGCUCUGGGGACAAAUCGGACCAAACUAUCACUUAACCUCGUUGACAAAAACUUUUUACUGUUUGUUUACAUUCAACAAUAUCAAAACGAUCAUAAGCCGAGAUGUCGGCCGUCGAAACUCGGCAUGCACUACGCAAAAUGGACUUCGCAACGUGUGCACGGGAGGCUCUGCUCCGCAUAGAGAGCAUCUUCAUAAACCGCGGCAACCAGGACUUUGCCAUGGAUCUGAUCUCGGAGUUUAUAUUUCUAGAGAAAACUAAGGACAUUGACGCCCGGAAGGGCUACGUGCCGUCGGCGAUGAAUCUCGUGCAGGAGUUCCAGCUGGUUGUCGCCCUCUGCGAGUUCUUCUCGCGGCCCGGCCCCGACGCAACAAGGAAUGCUGUUUUCCUUUCCCUGUUUGGAGCAGCUACGACCCCAGUGCGAUCCGAUGUUUUGGUGAAGCUGAUAAGCACUUCGGUGUCCGCAUCGAUCGCACCGCUGUUGUGCGCCGCGGGAACUUGGAUGCAGCAAGUGGGAUGCACUUCGGUCGCGAGUACAGAACUUGCUCAGAGCCUAGUCAAGGAUUUCGUGAUUUUCUCCAAGAAAACGUCGGAACAGCUGCGACAACUGCCUAUGGUCGCGCCAAGGUUUGCCGCCAACUUCAUGACUGCCGUCGCGGAUCUAUACAUGAACGAAGCCAAGGGAGCUAUAGUCUGUCCACCGGACAUGCUUCUGGACGUUUUCACAGAAUGGGUCUCAGAGAACCAAAGCCUCUGCCUAGCAUCGCAGCAGCCUUUAUCACUCCCCACAGGAGCUAUCGCCAUGCCGGUCGUCACACCCUUAGCCGGUCUGAUCCGCUGGUGCGUGUUGGCACCAAUAAUCAACCAAAAAGGAGCCUACAGCAAACUGCACUUGGCCGUCCUAGAAACUUUGCUGCAGAUCCCGCCCCCCAACGGACCGCCAACCGCGCUCAAUGCCCAGCACCUCGCAGCCAUAGCCGUCCCUCUCAAAAACCACGCGAGGAAACUUGUCGCCGACGGCGUGAACCCAGAGAACGACGAGAACUUCCAGGCAAGCAUGGAGCGUUUCGCGCAAGCCGUGCAGAUAUCUCUCGCCGCCAAGUGCCUGUACGGAAGCACGCCGCAACUGCUCUGCACCCUCGAGACCCUGCCCGCGAACAGUUUAAUGGAAAUUGUAAUAAAAGCAAACAAAAGUUGAAAACGAA
This is a messenger RNA of Hermetia illucens (black soldier fly), 1390 nucleotides long. RefSeq lists its product as uncharacterized. The coding region runs from base 289 to 1383 and encodes 364 amino acids. Lineage: Eukaryota; Metazoa; Arthropoda; Insecta; Diptera; Stratiomyidae. The transcript is spliced from 4 exons. The record is from RefSeq and is a predicted model, not a curated record.